AUGUUUGCAGACUUCCAUUUAUCACCACUUCGAGAUCCAAGAGACCAAGUCACAGAGAAAAUGCGUUACUCGAAAGAAUCUCUUGUUAGCAAAUGCCUGAUGGAUGAGGUCGGCUUUCCAGAAGGUGGGGGGAAAGCAUGGCUAGUUGUGUUUGGGAGUUGGUGUGCUCUUUUCUCCUCGCUCGGAAUUAUGAAUACAAUGGGGGCAUUCCAAGAACAUAUCUCAAGUCAUCAGUUGCAACACCUUGAUGUUUCUAUUGUGGGGUGGAUAUUCAGUCUUUACGCCUUCCUAACGUUUGGAGUUGGCCUAUUCGUUGGUCCGGUUUUCGAUACAUAUGGUCCGCGAUAUUUGGUUAUUUCUGGGAGUAUACUUGUUGUGCUCAGUAUGACUCUUGUAGGAUAUUGUACAGAGCUCUGGCACUUCAUAAUGUGCUUCAGUAUCCUUGGCGGAGUCGGAUCCGCCCUCCUUUUCUCUCCAUCCAUUGCCAUAGUCGGUCAUUACUUCAAUAAACGAAGAGGGACUGCCACCGGAAUCGCAACGACUGGUGGUGCAUUCGGAGGGAUCGUCUAUCCUUUGAUUCUACAAGUUUUAAUUCCCAAGAUUGGCUUUUCCUGGACCACUAAAGUAAUCGCCGGCAUCUCACUAAUGCUCUGCCUCUUCGCCAAUAUCUUCAUCAAAGGCAGACUUCCACCCUCACCGGACGCAAACGCUAGACCAGAUAUCCGCAUCCUCGCUCGUCCAGCCUUUGCAACCACUGUUCUAGGAGUCUUCCUCCUCGAAUUCGCCCUCUUCGUUCCCCUCACUUAUGUAACGUCGUACAGCCUCGCCCAAGGUUUCUCUCCCACAUUCUCAUUCCUGGUGCUCCCCAUUCUCAAUCUAGGAUCCGUGUUUGGACGCUGGCUUCCUGGCUUCAUUGCCGACAAGAUAGGCCGAUUCAACACGGCCGUCAUCGCCAUAAUCCUUACCGUCGCGGCUGUCCUUGGUGUCUGGCUGCCUGUUGGAAACACCAAACCUGGCCUCGUCAUUUUUGCUCUGUUAUUUGGUUUUGCUAGCGGUUCGAAUAUUAGCCUUACGCCUGUUUGUGUCAGUCAGUUGUGUAGUAUUGAGAAUUAUGGACGGUAUUAUAGUACGUGUUUCUCGAUUGUGAGUUUAGGGUGUUUGACGGGUGUUCCGAUCGCGGGAAGGAUACUCGAUGUUGGAAACGGGAGCUAUGGGGGCUUGAUCUUUUUUGUUGGGCUUGUUUAUGCUGGGGGCCUCAUAGCAUUCUUGUGGGCGAGGUUGAUUGCCACUGGAUUAAAACUCGGGGUUAAGUAUUGA
This is a messenger RNA of Lachnellula hyalina, 1317 nucleotides long. RefSeq names its product Riboflavin transporter. Bases 1 to 1317 code for a protein of 438 amino acids. Gene Ontology annotation, cellular component: fungal-type vacuole membrane. Gene Ontology annotation, biological process: transmembrane transport. The record is from RefSeq and is a predicted model, not a curated record. NCBI's taxonomy places the organism in Eukaryota, Fungi, Ascomycota, Leotiomycetes, Helotiales, Lachnaceae. Gene Ontology annotation, molecular function: transmembrane transporter activity. The transcript is spliced from 2 exons.